Quercus robur (English oak) is the source of this 4864-nucleotide messenger RNA. RefSeq names its product protein NPG1. Gene Ontology annotation, molecular function: protein binding. The transcript is spliced from 5 exons. Bases 272 to 2065 code for a protein of 597 amino acids. Lineage: Eukaryota; Viridiplantae; Streptophyta; Magnoliopsida; Fagales; Fagaceae. The record is from RefSeq and is a predicted model, not a curated record.
CCCGCAUCCGCAUAAAUAUAUAAAAAUUUAAAACAAAAAAAUGGAACAAACCUUUUUUUGGGGUUUCUCUCUUGUGUCAAAAAACGACCGAAUAUACAUUAUUAGAUUCACGUUUCAGAUCCCAUCUCUCUCUCUCUCUCUCUCUCUGAAUUUUCAACCAAAAGGUAAAGAUCUCCUCUGAAAGAAAGAAAAAGAAAAAAAGAAUUGAAUGCUUGUUGUUCAGGGAUGAUGGUAUGAAUUUGAAGGAAGAAAGGGUAGUAAUAAGUCAAAAAUGGAGUUGUGGGGAGAUCACUCGGAUGUGGAAUCGGAUUCGGAAUGGGUUCGAGAAGUUAGCGCUAAUGGGGUUAGCAUGAAAACAACAGAAGUUGAAGCCAAGCUCGAUCAAGGAAAUAUUCAAGAGGCUGAGGCUUCAUUACGGGAAGGCUUAUCACUCAAUUUCGAGGAAGCAAGAUCCCUUCUUGGAAAGUUAGAGUAUCAAAGAGGUAAUGUAGAAGGAGCUCUUCGUGUGUUUGAGGGCAUUGAUCUGCAAGCUGCUAUACAGAGAUUGCAGCCUUCCCUUGCUGAAAAACCGUCUUCCAGGAGGGGUCGCUUUCGCACUGAAUCAGUGCACGCAGUCUCACAGCAUGCUGCAAGCCUGGUUCUUGAAGCCAUAUACUUAAAAGCCAAGUCUCUUCAAAAGCUGGGGAGAGUAAGUGAGGCUGCUCAUGAAUGUAAAAGCGUGCUUGAUGCUGUGGAAAAGAUAUUCUAUCAGGGCAUACUUGAUGUUCAAGUUGACAAUAAAUUGCAAGAGAUAGUCACCCAAGCUGUAGAGCUCCUUCCAGAUCUCUGGAAGCAGGCUGGUUUCUAUCAUGAAGCAAUUGCUGCUUACAGACGUGCCCUUCUUAGUCAAUGGAACCUUGAUAAUGAUUGCUGUGCUAGAAUUCAGAAAGGCUAUGCAGUGCUUUUGCUGUAUGGUGGAGUGGAGGCUGGUCCACCCAGUUUAGCUGUCCAGAUUGAUGGUUCAUAUGUACCUAAAAAUAAUCUAGAAGAGGCAAUUCUACUUUUGAUGAUUCUUAUGAGGAAAUUUAUCCUUGGUAAGACCCAAUGGGAUCCAUCUGUAAUGGAUCACCUAACGUUCGCACUAUCUGUAUGCAGCCAAACACCUGUUUUAGCUAAGCAACUUGAAGAGAUCAUGCCUGGGGUAUAUCAUCGAGUUGACCGUUGGAAUUCUUUAGCUCUAUGCUACAGUGGAGCUGGACAAAACAAAGCUGCAUUGAAUCUAUUGAGGAAAUCUUUACAUAAACAUGAACGACCAGAUGACAUAAUCGCACUGUUAUUGGCUGCCAAGAUAUGCAGUGAGGAUUCCCAUCUUGCUGCUGAGGGAGUGGGGUAUGCACGGAGAGCAAUUAAUCAGGCUCAGGGGAUUGAUGAGCAUUUAAAGGGUGUGGGUCUUCGAACUUUGGGUCUUUGUUUGGGAAAACAAACUAAAGUUUCAUCCUCUGACUUUGAGAGGUCUCAUCUUCAGUCUGAAGCAUUGAAGUCAUUAGAGGGGGCUAUUCCUUUGGAGCCUAAUAAUACUGACUUAAUUUUUGAGUUGGGUGUUCAGUAUGCAGAGCACCGAAAUUUGACUGCUGCUUUACGAUGUGCAAAGCAGUUCAUUGAUGAAACAGGGGGAUCCAUAUUAAAAGGUUGGAGAUUUCUUGCCCUGGUUUUGUCUGCUCAACAGCGAUUCUCAGAGGCUGAGGUGGUUACUGAUGCUGCUUUAGACGAGACUGCAAAAUGGGACCAAGGACCACUUCUCAGGCUGAAGGCAAAACUAAAAUUCUCCCAGUCAUUACACAUGGAUGCUAUUGAAACUUAUCGUUACCUCCUUGCAUUGGUUCAAGCCCAAAGGAAAUCAUUUGGGCCUCCUAGAAUUCAGGCUGUGGAUGAUAAAGUCAAUGAAUUUGAAAUUUGGCAUGGUCUGGCAAAGUUAUACUCUAGUCUUUCACAUUGGAAGGAUGCAGAGAUAUGCUUGGGAAAGGCUAGAGAGCUAAAACAGUACUCUGUAGAAGCACUGCACACAGAAGGUCUUGUCUUCUUGUAAUGAUAAACUCCAGUUGAGACUGGUCUGGAACCAGCACCAUCCUAACUCAUAAAAAUAUCUUGGCACAUAUCUAAUGUACUUAGAUGAUGAUAUUUUCAAACAUACUUGGGCAUGGUUGGUCUAAGAGUUAUGCAGCAUUAAGGUAGCCCUCAUCCUUCCCAAAACCCUUGCAAUCCAUAGUGAAGGAAGAAUUUGAUCCAAGUUUCUGGUAGGAUGUUGAGAGGCUUACCAAGCAAGGAUGCCGAGAGACCUUACUGGUUAACCAAUUAGCACUUUUGAUAACAUAUACUUUUACCAUGUAGUUCUUUAAAUGAUUUUAAUUUUAAUUUUUAAGCACAAGUUCCUUGUUUCUUGUGCCUAACUUUGAAAAUAAUUCGACACACUCUUUACAAGGUGUAUAAAUCUAGAUAUAUUAUCCAUUAUCUCAUGAAAUUUUGACAUAUCACAUUGAUCGGUCAUCAAUCUAAGAUUAAUGUAGUCUAAUUGUCCUUUCAAAUUCUGCAUUUAGAAUUCUGGAAUCAGUUCUUAGACUUUGCAUGAUUAAAUUCUUUAUGUAAUUUGAUAUAUAAACAACUGGUGUGGUCCGAUCAAUUUCUAGGUGUCAAAAAAGCUUUGCUAGACUUAACUUACCUUGAGUUUUGUUGGUGAGACCUAAAUAUUUAAGGCACAAUUUGUUUUGGAGAAGAUGGAAUGUAGGCUGUUUGGAAGAAGUUAUAUUUGUCAAAGGGAGGCAGGCUAACACUGUUGAAAAGUGCGCUUUUGAGUUUACCAACAUAUUCUCUCUCUCUUUAUUUACUAUUCGCUCUAUCAUUGUUAAUAAUUGGCUGAAGAGAUUAUAGAGAUGUUUUUUGUGGGGUGCCUUGGAUGAGAAGUUCAAAUUCUCUUUGGUGCAUGGGACACCAUUUGUUCUCCCAUUGUGUAGGUGGUUUGAGUAUUAGGAAGUUUAAACAAGUCUUAUUAAGAAAAUGGUUAUGGCUUUAGGAAUGAAGGCGCAAAUUUUCGGCAACAGGUGGUAGCUAUGAAGUAUGAGGCUUUGAGAAUGAGGCACGUCUUUAUGGUGUCGGGUAAUAGCUAUGAAGUACUGGGAGGAAUAGGGAAAAUAGACUUCAAAAUCGGUUAUAGGGACUUAUGGGUGUAGCUUAUUAAGAAGUAUUAGGGCUAGGUGGGACAGUUUUCUUCAAUAUGUGAAUUUUGAUGUGGGGGACGACACACAAGCAAGGCUUUGGUAUUAUACAUGGUGUGGGAAUCAUUCUCUAAAGGAUGUGCCCUGAUUUUUAUGCCUACUCAGUUGAUAAAAAUGCCUCUGUUCAUUCAGUAAUGGAUAGGCAGUUGGAUGGGGAGGGGUUCUUCCAGGGAGGUUUUCAUAAUUAGGAAUUGGAUAUUGGGAAUUGGAGUAAGUGAAUUUGAGGAGGGAGGGUUGUACUAAGGAGAGAUGGAGAUUGAAAGGGAGUGAUAGUUUGAUGUUUGCUCUUAUUAUUAGGCUAUUUGAGGCACCGAUGCUAAUGCUUUCCCUUGAAAGAGUAUUUGGCAUGUAAAGGCACCGAAGAGGGUUUAUUCUUUGUUACUAUAGCAGCUUGGGGGAAGAUUCCAACCUAUGAUAAUAUUGCCAGGGUUCUUAUAUUAAAAAAAAAAAAAUGAUAAUACUGUCAAGGGUGGUUUCUUUUUUAUUGGUUGGUGUAAUGGGAAGACAGUAGAUCUUUAUAUGAUCCAUGGUGAUGUUGCAUAUGCUUUGUGGAGUGUAGUCCUUAGAGCUUUUGGGAUUAAAUGGGUGUUACCUAAGAGGGUAGUUGAUCUCAACCUUACUCGCCAUCCUUCUUAUGGCAAGAAGAACUGCGGUUUGAGAUAGAGCUCAUUGGUAAUGAUAAUAAUGAUUAUCAUUACUGUUAUUAUUAUAAUUAUCUGAUUGUGGUGAAUAGAUGCUUCUGUGUUUUCCAUGUUGAGUUCUAGGGGAGAAGGCAGAAAUCUCUACUGGAAUCUCAGAUUGAUUCAUAAUUUUCAUGAUUGGGAGCUGAAGAGGCUGGACUGCCUCAUGUAGUUAUUAUAUUCUCAUAUUUCUUUUGAUGGUGGUGCUUAUUCUAUGUUAUGUAGACUUAUUAGUAAUGGUCAUUUUAGUGAAGUGUGGUUGCUGUUGUUAUCUGAUUGUGGCGGGUAGAUGCAUCAGUGUUUUCCUUGUUGUGUUCUAGAGCAGAGGAUAGUAAUCACUAUUGGAAUCUCAGAUUGAUUCAUAAUUUUCAUGAUUUGGAGCUGAGGGGGCUAUAUUACCUCAUUUAGUUAUCAUAUUCUUAUAUUUCUUUUGAGGGUGGUGCUGACUGUAUGAGAUGGAGACUUAUUAGCAAUGGUCAAUUUAGUGUGCAUUUGUAUUAUGAAUUUUUGGGAGAUGCUAAAAGGCACUUCCAAUGGAAGUGCAUUUGGAAUAGCAAAGUAUUGAAGAAAAUCAUGUUGUUAUAAAUUGCAAACGUUGGAUAAAAUUCCAAAUAUAGAUAACCUUAUUAAAAGGAAUAAGUUCUAAUUAAUUGGUGCUAUACAUGGAUGGGGGUGGUUUGUAACUCUUUAGUUGAGUUUAUGGAUCAUUUGAAUCUCUGACUGUUAUCCUUAGGAAGCUCUUCUUAUUGAGCUUUCAUUUAAUUAUUGAAAUUCCUUAUAAAAGUAAAAAUAUUUAUCAUCAUAAUCAAUUUUCAGUGGAAAUAAUUAGUUGAAAAGCUUGUUACAUGCUGGAAUAUAUGAGAAGAAUGUUGUGCCAUUACCUAAUCCGGUUUAGAAAUUGUCUAUGUAAAAAUUGUCAUUUCCUUUUGUAAUUUC